Molecule: messenger RNA, 3583 nt
Organism: Dromaius novaehollandiae (emu)
Lineage: Eukaryota; Metazoa; Chordata; Aves; Casuariiformes; Dromaiidae
Gene: PPP1R8
Product: protein phosphatase 1 regulatory subunit 8
Exons: 7
Coding region: 91-1152 (353 amino acids)
Cellular component (GO): nuclear speck
Molecular function (GO): mRNA binding; protein serine/threonine phosphatase inhibitor activity; protein binding
Source: RefSeq, a predicted model, not a curated record
AGCCGCGCGGGGCGCUCUGGGAUUGCCUCCCGCUCCGGUCCUCCUGUUUCCCAUCCUGCCCUCGGCCCGCCUGAAUGGGGCAGAUGCAAGAUGGCGGCGAAUGCGAACUCGGCGGGAGGCGGCGGCCUCUCGCUCUUCGAGUGCCCUAGCUGGGCAGGGAAGCCUCCGCCUGGCUUACAUCUGGAUGUAGUCAAAGGAGACAAACUCAUUGAGAAACUCAUCAUUGAUGAGAAGAAGUAUUAUCUUUUUGGGAGAAAUCCUGAUCUAUGUGAUUUUACCAUUGACCACCAGUCCUGCUCUCGGGUCCAUGCUGCCUUGGUCUAUCACAAACAUCUCAAGAGGGUUUUCCUCAUAGAUCUAAACAGCACACAUGGCACGUUCUUGGGUCAUAUCCGUUUGGAAGCUCACAAACCUCAACAAAUACCCAUUGACUCCACGGUUUCAUUUGGCGCUUCUACACGGGCAUAUACGCUGCGAGAGAAGCCUCAGACACUGCCAUCAGCAGUUAAAGGAGAUGAGAAAAUGGGUGGUGACGAUGAAGAGCUCAAGGGCUUGCUGGGCCUGCCAGAGGAGGAAACAGAACUUGACAACCUGACAGAGUUUAAUACAGCCCACAACAAAAGAAUUUCCACACUAACCAUAGAGGAAGGAAACUUGGAUAUUCAGAGACCAAAGAGAAAACGGAAGAACUCCAGAGUGACGUUCAGUGAUGAUGAUGAAAUCAUUAAUCCAGAGGAUGUGGACCCAUCUGUUGGGCGUUUCAGGAACAUGGUACAGACAGCAGUAGUCCCUGUUAAGAAAAAACGGUUGGAGAAUCCAGGCUCACUGACCACAGAUGAUUCUGCAUCACGGCGCAUGCAAAACUUUCCCUACAGUGGAGGAUUGUAUGGUGGUUUACCUCCAACUCACAAUGAGGCAGGUUCCCAAUCGCAUGGCGUCCAUGGGACAGCACUCAUUGGUGGUCUGCCGAUGCCCUACCCUAAUCUUGCCCCAGAUGUGGACUUGACUCCUGUUGUACCCUCAACAGUUAACAUGAACCCUGCUCCAAACCCUGCUGUCUUUAAUCCUGAAGCUGUGAAUGAACCCAAGAAGAAAAAGUAUGCAAAGGAGGCAUGGCCGGGCAAGAAGCCAACCCCUUCCUUGCUGAUCUGAGUAGGGUUUUGUUGAGGGAGGGUGGGAGUUAUGAACUUCAGAAACUGUUUAUGUGCAGUAUCGUCUUUUUAAAAUUUCAGUGUCCUAACCACAUGUAAUAUCAAGAUUGGAGAAGUGAAAUAUCCUUUAAAGAUCUGUCUUCAAAUGUUUUUAUAUGUACGUUUAAGAAAAUACAGCUCCCAUCUCCUUUUGAACCAAAACAUCUGGCAGCCUUUUCUUAGCCGUUACUGUCCCGAGGUCUUUACUCUGAACUUUGAUCCAUAAAUUGAAGGGGCAGAGUCACACAGUUACCAUUAAUGGCAUGACCCUGCAAGUAUAUGUAUCUAGGUAUAGCGCUUACUAUGAGUAAUGUCAUUCCUGUUGGGCUUGCCCAUAGCAGUUCAGCUGUAUCGGAAGUAAACGUUUGCUGGGUCGAGCCUUUCAGAAAUCACAUUGAUAUGAGUUCUAAAACUUGCGAAAUAUAGGUCAGUUUUAAUUUUAUUUUACCUUUACAAAAUCCACUAUUGUGGUGGAUUCUCUCUCUUUUUUCUUUUGUUUUUUUUUUUUUAAGUUGAGAUGCAAUUUUUUUUAAUUGCCACCUAAAACACUACAGCAUCCCACUAGUUCAUGAAAACCUGGAGUUAAAAUGGACAAGAAAUAGGUAGGGUUCCUGAGCUGUGGUCCAGUAUGGUACAGUAAAGUGCUGUUUGGAUGGAUACAUGAAUGCAUACAUGGAUGGAUCUGAGCUUGCGUUGGUGCUAAUGGCAGCAUGCAAGCAUGGUGAGCCUGGGAACCUUUGACUGGGUGAUUGCCACUAUCCGCACUGUACAAGUAAUAAACAACAAAGCAGUGAUAAUCCUUUCCACUGUGGUAACAUAAGGCGGAGAUAACACAGAGGAGAAUGCUUUCUUUUAAACUCCAUGGCCCUUCUAAUUCAAAUAACUUCAUUUUUUAUUUGGAAACGGAAGCCGUGAGAUUAGGGUAUGUAUGAGAUUCAACAGGGCACAAGUAAAAGUGAGCAGCCAUCAGGAAUGUUAGAGGACUUGCAUAUCUAACAGCUGAAACCACAAUAUGCACAAUAUUUUAUUUUCGGCUGCUAGUAACUGCAGGUGAGAAAUGAGAGCUGUUUAAAGCUAGAAUAUGAAUUCUCAGAAGAGAAUCUGCCUCACCUUAAGUAAAGCGGUCCCCAGGUUGGCUUUGUAACCUUACAUUUCUUUUUACUACUUCAUCACUUUUUCCCAUUGAAUAAAAUGAGGAGUUUGAUUUGGAUAGUUGCUCCAGCCCUUCAAAUUUAUUUCUUGCAAUUCUUGCAAUUUUUACGUUGCAAAAUCUGAUUCAAAUGUAUUCAGAUGCAGUGUCUUUACUUUACAUAAGGUAAGGCCAGAGCUCUGUUUUUCUUAGAUUUAUUCUGGAUUUUUUACAUUGUAUAAUGCAGUUCAGCUGUGUAGUCACAUUCCUUUGUUUGGGGGAUUCCUCCAGGAUAUGUCUGCUGAAGUGACAGUAGUAUCCCCAGCCAUUCAUUAAUGUGUACAUUAUUGUAGCUACCUGGCAAACUAGUGUUGUGAAAGCCUGAAGGUUGUUGGAGCAAGGCUGUUUUCUAACGCAUCUUGUCUGCCAUAUGCACUUGAGCUGUUUUGGACAGAUGCUCCAAGAUCAGUGUGACUUCUGCAUCUGCAGAGUGAUUGCUUCUAUCAUGUUAUUGCGGAAAAAAUGAGCUAGUAGCUACCCCACCCAAGAAUGAUGCCUUGAGGGACUGGUAGGUUUCCCCCUCCCCCUUCAUAUCUACCUGAAAAUACUAUGUGGACGAAUGCAGUAACUUCUCUGUGACAUAGUUGUGCAGCUCUCUGUUUAGGUUGCUAUUGAAAAUGAUUCAGUCCUCAGGCAUUCUUGUUCCAGACACUCCAUACUGACUGUUUAAAUCUUUCUCCCUUGAUUUUUAGGUUUGCUUCUUUCCAGGAUGUAAAAUUUCCUUUUUCCUGCCAGUCUGUUUUAUGAAGGCAACUUUUUAGGGUAAGACUAGUUAGGGCAAGUAAAAGUUGAACAGGACUUUUAUUUUUUCCUUCCCUCUUUCUUUCUUUCUCCCGCUUGCUCUCUGCCUCUUUCUCCCGUUCGCUCUCUGCCUCUUUCUCCCUCUUUCUUUGUCUUGCAAUUUCUCCACCUCCCCCCCCCCCUUUUUUUUCUUAGUAGCUCUUUGCAAGUUCUUUCUCGGAAAGGGGAACUUUAUUGCUCGUUGUUUUUAAAGCUCUUCUCCUCCCUGGAUUUGUACAAGCUCUCAUUAUUUCAGAGCUUAGAGGCCAUAGCUGGCCAGUACAGGAGGGGACAGUAUAACAUCCAGGGGCUUUGUACAGAAGUUUGUACACUUGUGUAAUAUGUAAUAGGCCUUUUCACUCUUUCUGUUGAGCUUUUUACCUGUAACCUUUAUUAUGUUGUAAAUUAAAUGCAGAUUUUGCCA